GUUUUUGCGUUGGAGGCGCCAUUGUUGUGGCUGAGAGGUGGUGUCGGUUUGAAUUUGUGGGAUCUGCCUCAGAUUUGACAUUAGUGCCGUCCUUAUGCAUCACUUUAUAACUUGAGUGGUUAUUUAUUAUUUUUUCUAGUGUGGUUUAUAAUGAGGUGUAGUGAUGACUGAGUGUUAGAAAGCUGCAGUGCGAAAAUGUAUCUGAGAAACGCUGACGGGCCUAUCGAUUCGAGCUGAGCCUAGGAAGCCACCUGCCAGGAAACCGGCCUGUCUACUGUGCCGUCUGUCCGGAGCGCUGAUUCUGCGUUCCUGCAUUUUCGUCGCCCCUUCCCUCACCUCCUUCCCUCCCCUUCCCCCACCUCUUUCUCUCCCCUUCCCCCACCUCUUUCUCCCAACCCCCCACCUCCUUCUCCCAACCCCCCACCUCCCCAGUCCUCGCAUCCUAUCCCAUUUAUUUCCCAUUUAAUCCCUCAGCUAUUCGAGCAAAAGUCGUGGAUCACACUUGCUCCUGAGGAGUAUUGCCGAGGAAAAAGAGGCGCAGCUCUGUUGGUACUAGGGCCUUGUGUGUGUUGUGUAUAUUUUUACUCCACCACUAAUACGAGUGACCUUUUUCGUUUUAAAAACAAACUCCCUCUCAAUCUUAGCUAAAAAAUAAACGACAUUUAGAGCUGCUACCGAAGACCGUAUUUGUGGGCGAGAUCGUUGGAACAGGAUUUUCCGAAGGAAGGAAGUCAAGAAACAAAUGUGGAUCCGAUUCCUUUUAGUUUAAAAAAAACUGUGCCGAGACAUACUGCAUUGCGGCUUUGUAAUUAAAAGGAAGAGGGAAAAUAAACUGAAUAUUUUUGAACUCUUUACCUUGGGAAAUAAAUCCUUUGGACUUCGUACAGUUUCUUGGACAUUUAAACUAUACCAUUGACUUUUGAACUAUCCGGUUUAUUAGUGAGUAAAACAGCUAGUAUUUAAUUUUGUGCAAUGUGCAUUUGAAAGCCAGUUAUUUCCUGACUUUACCAUCCAGUAUAGUGUUUUUUAUAAACUUGCUUAAAUACAACAAAGUCUAAAUACUUGAAUUUCAAAUAUUAAAUUGUGAAAAAGAGGACUUUUUUGUUUUUGUGUUUUGCAGUGGUAAAAGGGUAAAACUUUUUUGUGGGUAAGGCUUGUCCCAUUCAAAAAAAACAAAAAUGUCGUGUGUACAUUACAAAUUUUCUUCUAAACUGAACUAUGACACGGUCACUUUCGAUGGGCUUCAUAUUUCUUUGAGUGAUCUAAAGAAGACGAUCAUGGCCAGAGAGAAGCUGAAGGCGGCAGAUUGCGAUUUACAGAUCACCAACGCACAAACUAAGGAAGAAUAUACAGACGAUAAUGCUUUAAUCCCCAAGAAUUCAUCUGUGAUUAUAAAAAGGAUUCCAAUUGGAGGUGUGAAAUCUGCUGGCAAAACAUUUGUCAUAGAUCGUUCUGAACCAGCAAGUGGAGCAUCGAAAGCAUUUUAUCCUUUUGCUCACGGAGGCAGCAGGGGAAGGCAAGAGAAAGAGGUUACAGACCUAGUUGCCAGACUUCAGGGAAAGCUCAGCGAGACUCAAUGCAUGUACACUAACUGUGCAUAUUCUGAAAGAAUGUUUACUCAGAUUGAUGACUCUGGAACAUCUAUCUCUCUGGCCCAGCUUACAAAGUGAAUGCCGGAUGGGUUAUUUCACCUCUGAUGGCUUUGAACAUCUCUCCAGUAAAGAAGGUGGUAGAAGAAUGAAAAGCCCCAGAUCACUGGAUACCGUGAUUGGUACGAAGGUUCUCGCCUUUAGCACCAUCAAAUCAGUGUAUGGCUGUAAACAAAAAGACUGUUACCUCAGCAAUUCGGCUAGGAAAUAAAAUCUACCUCUGUUAUUGAAACUAUAAAUUUUGUGUGUAAAUUUUUCCUGAAUUUUAUAGCAAUGUCUGCAAUCGAUUUAACCGUGAAUUAAGUGUAUGCCAAUCCCCUAUGUUGUAUUGACCCAUGCAUAGCUUAGCAUUGACCAUGUAAAUGUAAACUGUUAAAUACAAUAAACUAUAUUCUCUAAGACCAUA
Hemiscyllium ocellatum (epaulette shark) is the source of this 2055-nucleotide messenger RNA. Its product is annotated as E3 ubiquitin-protein ligase RBBP6-like. Gene Ontology annotation, biological process: ubiquitin-dependent protein catabolic process; mRNA processing; protein ubiquitination. The transcript has 7 exons. Bases 1179 to 1670 code for a protein of 163 amino acids. Lineage: Eukaryota; Metazoa; Chordata; Chondrichthyes; Orectolobiformes; Hemiscylliidae. The record is from RefSeq and is a predicted model, not a curated record. Gene Ontology annotation, molecular function: ubiquitin protein ligase activity; zinc ion binding. Gene Ontology annotation, cellular component: nucleus.